AUGGAAGUGCUGCUGACAAGAUGCAAAGCACUGCCUGCCCUGGCCACCUGCAGCCAUCAGCUCUUGCAGUAUGCUCCUCAGAGGUUUCACCACUGUGCCCCCAGGAGAGGGAAGCGCUUGGUGCUGUCCCGCAUGUUCCAGCCCCAGAAACUUCGGGAAGACCAGGUGCUCUCUCUCGAGGGCAGAUCUGGCGACCUGACCUGUAAGAGCCAGCGGCUGAUGCUGCAGGUGGGCCUCAUCCACCCGGCAAGCCCUGGAUGUUACCACCUCCUGCCUUACACUGUCCGUGCCAUGGAGAAGCUGGUGCGCGUGAUAGAUCAGGAGAUGCAGACCAUCGGGGGACAGAAGGUCAACAUGCCCAGCCUCAGCCCAGCAGAGCUCUGGCGAGCCACCAACCGGUGGGACUCAAUGGGCAGGGAGCUGCUAAGACUUAGAGACAGACACGGCAAGGAGUACUGCUUAGGACCAACCCACGAGGAAGCCAUUACAGCCCUGAUCGCCUCCCAGAAGACACUGUCCUACAAGCAGCUCCCGUUCCUGCUGUACCAGGUGACGAGGAAGUUUCGGGAUGAGCCCAGACCCCGCUUUGGUCUUCUCCGCGGCCGAGAGUUUUACAUGAAGGACAUGUACACCUUCGACUCCUCCCCCGAGGCAGCCCAGCUGACCUACAGCCUGGUGUGUGAUGCCUACAGCAGCCUGUUCAACAGGCUGGGGCUGCGAUGCGUCAAGGUCCAGGCCGACGUGGGCAGCAUCGGGGGCACGAUGUCCCACGAGUUCCAGCUGCCAGUGGACAUCGGGGAGGACCGACUUGUACUCUGUCCCAGCUGCCACUUCUCUGCCAAUGUGGAGACUCUGGACUCGUCACAGACAAACUGCCCUGCUUGCCAGGGGCCACUGACCGAAACCAAAGGCAUCGAGGUAGGGCACACGUUUUACCUGGGCACCAAGUACUCCUCUGUUUUCAAUGCCCAGUUCAUCAAUGUCCACGGCAAGCCAUCCCUGGCUGAAAUGGGGUGUUACGGCUUGGGCGUGACACGGAUCUUGGCCGCUGCCAUUGAAGUUCUCUCUACAGAAGACUGCAUCCGCUGGCCUAGCCUCCUGGCCCCUUACCAAGUCUGCCUCAUCCCCCCCAAGAAGGGCAGUAAGGAGGAGGCGGCCGCAGAGCUCGCAGGGCAUCUUUACGACCACAUCACAGAAGCGGUGCCACAGCUCCAAGGGGAGGUCCUGCUGGACAACAGGACCCAUCUGACCAUUGGGAACAGACUGAAAGACGCCAACAAGUUCGGCUACCCCUUUGUGAUCAUUGCUGCCAAGAGGGCCCUGGAAGACCCUGCACAUUUUGAGGUUUGGUGCCAGAAUACCGGAGACGUGGUCUUCCUUACCAGAGAGGGAGUCCUGGAAUUACUGAGCCGAGUGCAGGUUGUCUGAACCACCCCCUGGACGCCUCCCACCGUAUCUCACAGGCUUGGUGUUCACUGAAAUGCUGCCUUUCCUGUACUGCUCUCCGGAGCUG
Budorcas taxicolor (takin) is the source of this 1513-nucleotide messenger RNA. It is a transcript of the gene PARS2, whose product is annotated as prolyl-tRNA synthetase 2, mitochondrial. The transcript has a single exon. Lineage: Eukaryota; Metazoa; Chordata; Mammalia; Artiodactyla; Bovidae. Gene Ontology annotation, molecular function: ATP binding; proline-tRNA ligase activity. Gene Ontology annotation, cellular component: cytoplasm; mitochondrion. Bases 1 to 1428 code for a protein of 475 amino acids. The record is from RefSeq and is a predicted model, not a curated record. Gene Ontology annotation, biological process: prolyl-tRNA aminoacylation.